AUGAAAAUAAUGAUCCAGCUGAAUGAAACCUCAGGGAGCCAGGUAACUGCAUUCAUUCUCAUGGGCAUCACAAACCAUCCUGAGCUGCAGUGUCCCCUCUUUGUUUUGUUUUUCCUCAACUACAUGGUCACAGCACUUGGAAACCUGGGCCUGAUCAUCCUAACCAGUGUGGAUUCCCACCUCAAAACUUCCAUGUACUUUUUCCUCAGGCAUCUGGCAUUUGUUGAUUUUGGUUAUUCCUCAGCUAUUGGGCCAAAAAUGUUGGUUAGCUUCAUAAAGGAGAAAAAUAUGAUUUCUUAUCAUACAUGUGCAGUACAACUAUUUUUCUUUGGGAUAUUUAUUGUCAGUGAACUUUUUAUCCUAUCAGCCAUGGCCUAUGACCGCUAUGUGGCUAUCUGUAAGCCUCUCUACUAUAUGGUCAUCAUGUCAGACAGGGUAUGUUGGCUCUUGGUGGCUAUCUCUUACCUCUAUAGCAUCAUGGUAUGUCUGGUAAUUACAACUGAGACUUUUACAUCAUCUUUCUGUGAAUCAAAUAUAAUAAGAUAUUUCUACUGUGACAGUCUCCAUCUAUUGUCCAUUGCAUGCUCAGACACAAGUGAGGCUGAACAAAUCAAUAUAGUCUUUGCCUCACUUAAUUUGGUUUCUUCCCUCUUGAUUAUCCUGGUUUCCUACAUGCUCAUUCUUGUGACCAUCGUCAGGAUGAAUUCACCUGAGGGAAGGCACAAAGCCUUCUCCACCUGUGGCUCUCACCUCACAGUGGUGGCGGUGUUCUAUGGGACACUUCUCUUCAUGUAUCUACAGCCCCAAUCUAGCCACUCCUUUGACGCAGACAAGGUGGCCUCUGUGUUUUACACUCUGGUUAUCCCCAUGAUUAAUCCCUUGAUCUAUAGCAUGAGGAACAAAGAGGUGAAAGGUGCCUUGAAAAGAGUCUUUAAAAAAUUAUGUAAGUUUUCUCUGGAAUGA
Vombatus ursinus (common wombat) is the source of this 963-nucleotide messenger RNA. RefSeq names its product olfactory receptor 8K3-like. Gene Ontology annotation, biological process: G protein-coupled receptor signaling pathway; sensory perception of smell. Gene Ontology annotation, cellular component: membrane. Gene Ontology annotation, molecular function: olfactory receptor activity; odorant binding; G protein-coupled receptor activity. Bases 1 to 963 code for a protein of 320 amino acids. The record is from RefSeq and is a predicted model, not a curated record. NCBI's taxonomy places the organism in Eukaryota, Metazoa, Chordata, Mammalia, Diprotodontia, Vombatidae. The transcript has a single exon.